UGCUGGGUUGGAUCGCGCGCAGGUUGAUGGUUUGCUGAGCGUGUAAUUGGGCAUCGGCCAGAGAAAGCCCCACCAAGCCUUUUCCGCAUGCCGACAACUCCACGGGACUAUGUGCCUCAAGCGACAGGAUGUCUCUCUUAGAUCUGCCCGGGGAGCUCAUCUUUCAGAUUGCGGGCUAUCUCGAGGAAUCAGACUUGAAUAGCUUCCUCCGGACAAACAGGACCGCGGCUGAAAUGCUAACACCAACGCUCUACGACAAGGGCUUUGCAACUGAACAUGGUUUUCGAUCGGAAGUGCUGGGUCACCUCCUCAACGCCGAUGAGGUGGCGGUUGCCAUGAAGUUCUACGGCAUCCUUCUAGCUAAAAUGACCUAUCCGCCCGCCGUGGAUUCUGAGCAACGCGGCGCCCAGGCAAAACCAUUCUGCAUCUCUCGUUUUCGCGCACUUCCCUGCCUCCGCGCCUGGAAGUCACUCUACAUUACCGAUUACUUUGCUAACCAUCUUUCGAAAUUCAAGAUUAACUCCUCUGCCAAUGACCAACGUCUUACCCUUCUACACAUUGUCUCCGAAAGCGGCAACGACACCAUCGCACGCACCCUCAUCGACAGCGGUGCCAACGUCAACGCAACGGACUACUACGGUCGCCGCCCGAUCCACCUGGCGUGCUGCGAAGGGAGAACAGAAGUAAUAAAGCUCCUACUUGAUUCGGGUGCCGAUAUCAUGGCCCAAGACAAUUUCGGCCUCACUCCGUUUGCGUAUGCCGCUCGAGUAGAUAACGCCGCUGCAUUGGAACUCGUGAUUGGGCGAGUCAGACUAGUCAACGGAGAUCUAUUCCUGCCCAAGACUGACGGCGCCACUCCACUUCACACUGCAGCCACAGAUGGCAGAGUGGACAAAGUUCGAUAUCUUAUUGAGUUAGGAGCGAACUCAUGCGCCGUUGACCGGCUUGGUCGGCCUCCCUUGGAGCAAGCAAUUGCACGAGGCAAAUUGGGCGCUGUUAAAAUACUGGUAGAGGACAUGAUGAGGCUGGGGUGGGAUGUAUCAAGCUUAUAUGCUGGGAGGACAGCACUACAUGAUGCUGUAUGGGUGAAAAAUAGAGAUAUGAUCGGGUUCUUGGUUCAGAAAGGGGCGAAUGCAAACAAACGUGAUGGGCUGGGGCAGUCAGCAAUAAAUCUUGCAGAAGAGUUGGGCGUGCCAUUAAAAUGGUUUCGGUGUCCAGGCACUUAGGAGAUUAUCUUGGAUGGUUAAGAGUGGUUACCUGCCAGUAAAAUGGGAAUAUUUAAUGCGGAUGUUGUUAUUCCAUUUUCGUUUUAAGUCUGUGAGGACGAUACGAGUGUUCUAUGAAGGAAGCAAAAAAAACCCCUAGUCUAGCUGAAUAUCCACACCCAUGUUCAAACAACCUAA
Coccidioides immitis RS is the source of this 1403-nucleotide messenger RNA. RefSeq lists its product as uncharacterized. The record is from RefSeq and is a predicted model, not a curated record. NCBI's taxonomy places the organism in Eukaryota, Fungi, Ascomycota, Eurotiomycetes, Onygenales, Onygenaceae. Gene Ontology annotation, molecular function: protein binding. Bases 129 to 1226 code for a protein of 365 amino acids. The transcript has a single exon.